AUACCGAUUCCACCGAUACCUGAUGGGUUACAAGAUAGAUUGCAUGCGAGAGUCGAGGACGGCACCAGCAAGAAGCAGCUUGAUGCGCAUGAUGAUCUUCUAUCGUCGCGGCAUUUACAGUUUUCAUAUUCGCGGUUUAUAAGUUCCGCGACAACGAAAAAAGAAUCAAGUGACUUUCCUUCCCUCUGGUUCGAUUGGUGCAAGGGUUUACCAGAAAUGGCGCAAUAGUUUUCGGAUAUGCCUGGCUGCUCUCAAACGAUCAAUGCUACAAUCAAGGAAUAUUCGACCAACGUCAAAACUCUAUGGUCCCGCGCAGCGCCCGGAAAGAUCUUGGAUCGAGUGGUUCGUACUUUAUUACGCAUCCACUUGGCUCCUGUUCGCGAAAAAGCAUACCAGGAAAAACUCAGGAAGUCGACGAUUCGUAAAAGAAACGAUAAGCGAAAAUGCCCCCGUGCAACAAAGAAAGCGUUGAAACGGCGAAUCAAGCAAGAAAUGAAAAGUUUAGCGCAAGCUCAGAACAGCGAAAAGUCCCUGAUCAGGUUACGCCGGUUGUAUGUACAAUCUGAGCCAGACAGAGAGGUGACUAUGCGCGAUAUCACCGAUGAAAUCGAA
This is a messenger RNA of Radiomyces spectabilis, 612 nucleotides long. RefSeq lists its product as uncharacterized. NCBI's taxonomy places the organism in Eukaryota, Fungi, Mucoromycota, Mucoromycetes, Mucorales, Radiomycetaceae. The record is from RefSeq and is a predicted model, not a curated record. The annotation marks the transcript as partial. The transcript has a single exon.